Coregonus clupeaformis (lake whitefish) is the source of this 1828-nucleotide messenger RNA. Its product is annotated as tandem C2 domains nuclear protein. Bases 75 to 1496 code for a protein of 473 amino acids. Gene Ontology annotation, cellular component: nucleus. The transcript has 12 exons. The record is from RefSeq and is a predicted model, not a curated record. NCBI's taxonomy places the organism in Eukaryota, Metazoa, Chordata, Actinopteri, Salmoniformes, Salmonidae.
CACUAUUCCGCCUGUUCUCUAGAGAGGAUAGAAAUACGUUUUGCGUCUUCCAGGCGGGAUAACCGCUUAGCAGCAUGGCAAUGGAAUGCAUCAAGAACUGCUGCAAGAGCUUCCUAGGCAAAGGCACUGAGAUCGAACAGCAAGUGAUUACAGUGAAGAUGCCCCCUGCCAGAGCAAUCUCAGGUGGCUCCAGGAAGAGUCUAGGGGUAACAGAGGACUAUCUCCUCUCUAAACUCCCCCCGGGUGGAAAAGAGGUUCCUUUUGUCCUCCCCACGUUCAAACCUUCCUACAUCCAACCACGAGGAUCACGCUACCUCGGCUACCAGCCACCAGGGCUACCAGGGCUGCACAGUUCGGUCAGGAGCACCUAUGCAGAGAGGAAGGCAGAGCUGUCAGGGGUCAGUCACAUAGUCUAUAACCCUGACUCCUCCCCCAACAUGUCUCCCGGGACAACACGACACAGCACCCUGAAAAAUAGCCCCCGGGGCUCAGGAUCAGGUGGGAAUAUGAAGACUGAGAGACUGACUCUGAGCAAAUCCAUGUUUGACUUGUCCAACUCCAGCCCUCACGGCCACAUACAGCGUUACGACAGUGUGUCCAGUGUCCGGAGCAGCAGUGCGUCGUCCUCCCAGAGGGACUCCCUGGAGAACAGCCGUAGCCUUGAGUCCAUCACGUUGUCUGGGGAUGAGAGGGAACAGAGAGAGUUGGGGAAGGUGUGUGUCCGGCUGAGUUACCAGGAGGCCCUGGAGCAGGUGUGGAUCACGUUGCUACAGUGUAAGGAUGUGUACCUCGCUCAGGACAGCAGCGAGCAGCAGAAGAUUGGCUUUAAAGGCAUCAUCACUAUGACCAAACCAGUACAGUUCAAGAGCUCCGUCAAGGAAGGCUCUCCGGACACAGUCUUCAUGGAGACCUUUGUGUUUGCGUUGCGGCUGCAACAGCUGCGUUGCAGUGCUCUGGUCCUCCGGCUGCAGACCCACCACCCCAGGAAGAGGACGGUGGCAGAGUGUGUCCUCUCCCUCAGACAGCUGGGCCCUGAGGAGACACAGCACUGGAUGGAGCUCAGCCCCCCCUCCAAGACCCCUGUGUGUCAUGCUGAGCUGCACCUGGCCACCUGUUUCCAACCUGUUAACGGAUGCAUCCAACUGCAGGUCCUCGCUGCCCAGAACCUCCCAGCUCCACUCAGGCAGGCGUUCUUUGUGAAGAUAGAGAUGCAGCAGCUGGGCAGGGUGGUGAUGGAGAAGAAGACUCAUGCCCUGAAGUCCUCCGGAGGUCAGCUGACCUGGACCGAGUCUUUCUACUUCCCCUUAGCUCAGGACCAGAGCUUCCUGCUGUCAGUCAAACUCUACAGCCGCCGCUCUGUCAGACGGAAACGCUACCUCGGACAGGUUCACCUUGGCUUCGACAGCCCAACGCAGGAAGCAGCAGAGCAGUGGAGGGACAGCAUGUCUCACCCUGAGAAGGUGAUUGCUGUAUGGCACAGACUCAACGGGUCCUGAAACGCCUGUAGAAACUCACACAGCCUUCAUUCCAAAUGGCACCCUAUUUCAGGGGUUCUCAAAGUGGGGUCUACGGAUGUACUGCAGGGAGUCCGCGGCCACAACUAAAAAUAUAUAUUUAAAAAAAUAUUUAAAAAAACAAACAUUUCUAUUGAAUUUUACGAACAAAAACAGGUUAAACACAUUUUGGCAUAGGGAUCUGUGGAAUACGUUUACAGUGUGUAAUAUAAUGUUAUAUUAUUAACCUACAAUUUAUGUUCUUAAAGGCCCAGUGCAGUCAAAAACGUGAUUUUCCUGUGUUUUACAUAUGAGGUUAGAAUAAUACUGUGAAA